GCGGGGUGGCCACGGCGGUGCCUGACGCCCUAGUCCGCGGCCCGGCUUGGGGGGCUGUGCUUCCCCUCCACCCCGCGUUCCAGAGCCGGCCGAGGGGAGAAACAGGUCUGGGUGGGAGGCCGCGAGGAGACCCGCGCGCCGGGGCAGUUUAUCAGGCAGCGCUUAGGGCAGCCCCGUUCAGGGAGGAGGCCCCCGGGGUCUUUGACGGUGAGCGGCGGGGACGGAGCGAGACAGCGGCCAAGAUGAACCUGGAGCUGCUCGAAUCCUUUGGACAGAACUAUCCUGAGGAGGCCGAUGGGACGCUGGACUGUAUCAGUAUGGCUUUGACAUGUACCUUUAAUAGGUGGGGCACUUUGCUUGCAGUGGGCUGUAACGAUGGCCGCAUUGUCAUCUGGGACUUCUUGACGAGAGGCAUAGCCAAAAUCAUAAGUGCCCAUAUCCACCCUGUCUGUUCUUUAUGCUGGAGUCGAGAUGGUCACAAAUUGGUGAGUGCUUCAACUGAUAACAUCGUAUCACAGUGGGAUGUUCUGUCUGGAGACUGUGACCAGAGGUUUCGGUUCCCUUCACCCAUCUUGAAAGUUCAGUAUCACCCCCGAGACCAAAACAGGGUUUUGGUGUGUCCCAUGAAAUCUGCACCAGUGAUGCUAACGCUGUCUGAUUCAAAACAUGUUGUUCUACCUGUGGAUGAUGACUCCGAUCUGAACGUGGUGGCCUCUUUCGACAGGCGAGGGGAAUAUAUCUAUACAGGCAAUGCCAAGGGGAAGAUCUUGGUCUUAAAAACAGAUACUCAGGAUCUGGUUGCUUCCUUCAGAGUAACAACUGGAACCAGCAACACCACAGCUAUUAAAUCAAUAGAAUUUGCCCGGAAAGGAAGCUGCUUUUUAAUAAAUACAGCUGACCGAAUAAUCAGGGUAUAUGAUGGUCGGGAAAUACUAACCUGUGGGCGAGAUGGAGAGCCUGAGCCAAUGCAGAAGCUUCAGGAUUUAGUAAACAGGACACCAUGGAAGAAAUGCUGUUUCUCUGGGGAUGGGGAGUACAUAGUGGCAGGAUCAGCACGGCAGCAUGCCCUGUACAUCUGGGAGAAGAGCAUUGGAAACCUAGUGAAAAUCCUCCAUGGAACCAGAGGGGAGCUGUUGCUAGAUGUAGCAUGGCAUCCUGUCCGACCAAUCAUCGCUUCCAUUUCCAGUGGUGUUGUGUCAAUAUGGGCUCAGAAUCAAGUGGAAAACUGGAGUGCCUUUGCGCCUGACUUUAAAGAGCUGGAUGAAAACGUAGAGUAUGAAGAGAGGGAGUCAGAGUUUGACAUUGAGGAUGAAGAUAAGAGUGAGCCAGAGCAGACAGGUGCUGAUGCUGCAGAGGAUGAGGAAGUGGAUGUAACCAGUGUAGAUCCUAUUGCUGCCUUCUGUAGCAGCGAUGAAGAACUGGAGGACUCCAAGGCAUUGCUGUAUUUACCUAUUGCUCCUGAAGUGGAAGACCCAGAAGAAAACCCUUAUGGACCCCCACCUGAUGCUGUCCAGACCUCCCUAACUGAUGAGGGAAUAGGCUCCGAGAAGAAGAGGCAGUCAUCAUCUGAUGGACCUCAGCCACCAAAGAAGAAACCCAAAAUGACCAACAUUGAACUGCAAGGAGUGCCUAAUGAUGAAGUCCAUCCGCUGCUGGGUGUGAAGGGAGAUGGUAAAUCCAAGAAGAAGCAAGCAGGCAGGCCUAAAGGAUCAAAAGGUAAAGAGAAAGAUUCUCCAUUUAAACCGAAACUCUACAAAGGGGACAGAGGUGCUUUACCUCUGGAAGGAGCAGCGAAGGGUAAAGUGCAGGCGGAGCUGGGACAGCCUUUGACAGGGCUGCUUUGUGAAUUAGUCAGUCAAUUGCUAAAACAGCAGUGCAACAUGUAUUCUUCCUCCGGAAGCUGUUUGAAUGCAUCAUGGAAGUGCAGCAGUCUCUGCAAGUCGGGUGCCUUGAUGAAGUACAGUACAGAUGAAGCACUGCCAUUGUGCUGCCCAGUCUGACAGUAAAUGCCUUUUCUUCAAUUGAAAAUGAGUCACAGUAUAAACAAGUUCAAUUGCCUGGGCCAUUUUAUAAUUUAAGCCUGAAACUGUGCAAAGAAAACUGUUUGAAUCCAAAACCAAGUGGAACUUGUGUUUGAGUUUGGUUGUGUUUUGAUCUGAGUUUGGGGAUUAAAGUCCGAAAUUUAAGCCAGGUAAGUUUGCUUAAGUUCCUGCAAAAUGAGAUCAGAGUUCCUCUAGUCCGUGUCUGGUAUUUCUGUACGUGUUUAGGAUUCUGUGCAUGGACAACUUAAGUGGUGGUAUAAUCACCAAACCAGUGUCUGUCAUGCUUCCGAAAAAUGUUGCGCUAUAUUGAAAAUAUCUGUUUUAGCCUGCUCUUCUGGCAAUGUUAGCAUAUUUGUUGGCCUCCACUUGUUUGGAUUCCCUGAUGAUGAAAUAUUUUUCACCUGUCUUUGAUCUCUUUAGCAGGUGGUGCAAUCUCAGAACUGUUAUGAAGACAUUCUGCUUUCUCUUCCUCUGUUCUUUCCUAUGUUGGCACCAUAAUGUGGAAUAUGGACAAGGUGCUCAGUCAGAUAAUGGACUGACUUUAACUUAAUACAGCAACCUGAUUGCUCGUGGAUCCAGGGAGUGACUUUUAUAAGAAGUGAAUUAUGGAAGAGAAAAUGACCUUCAUUCCUGCUCCUCAACCCUCUCUCCCACAAACAGUGUAAGAUAUUGACUCUCAGGACAGGAGAUUUGCAAAGAAACUGAGUGGACUGUCUCCUUACAGCAUUUGCUAAAGUGAAGCACCAUGCUUUCUUCAAGAUAAACAAAUGGAAAAUGAUUUCUUCUUUCAAAGAUUUUAGUUCUGAAACUGAAGCAUGCCAAGAUUUUUAUUCCCCGGACCAUGUAUCCUCUGACUGUGUAUUUCUAAGAACUUCCAUUUCAUUAACUCUAAUUUCAGUGAAUUGUUGUGUUUCUUUCUUCUCUGCCAUCUCUACAGUACUUUGCAGUGAGUUAAAAGAAAAUCUGUUGAUAUCUUCAUACACACACCCCUUUUGUACCACCACUGCGGGGUGCGUGCAAGGUCUGAUGCCGCACCAUCAGGCAAGGAUUUCGGAUUAGAAGCUGAGAAGCUCUGAAGUCUACAAAGAAUGGGCACUUUAUGUAGUGGUUUGUGGAGGUGAAAGAUGCCAGCUUCAUGACACUGUUUGUUGGUGGAAUUGGGGAGGGAGGAGAUGGAAUAAGUCUAGAUAAAAGACCCAAGAAUUUGACUUUGUUGCCUUUAGGCUGAGGUAUAAAAGGUUGCAUUUUGCUACUUUAUCUCUUUGCCCGCAGUGUUCUUUUUAUAUUGCCAUAGUGUAGGCAGCUGGCUUGCUCUUUUGCUGACCUGUUCUUGCAAGUGGAGAAGAAAGAGAACCCAAUCUUUAUCUCAGAAGAAACUGUAGUAUAAAUACUCAAGCUUUUUUUCAGUUAAAUGUCGAAGACCUUGAAUAAGAGCCAAGAAAAGCCAAUCAUGAAACAGUAGCACAGGUUUAAGAGCCAAGGAUCCUUAUAUGUUGUUUUAAAGUGGUCAGUGUUUUUUUUCCCCCCCUGGGGAAAAAAGGAGAGGGGAAAGAUGGAGAUUUGUGUGUUCUUUCAAAAUCUCAACCUUUUUUCUUCUUCCCAUGUAUGCUUUAAUUCUCUUGUCCCCCAGUGAGCUGUAUAAUGUUGCCAUUGUACUUCUGUGCAAGGAGAACUAGAUGGGAACGUCUCUAAAAUCAGUCAGCAUUGUUCCUUAACAACUGCCCCUGCUGAUGAUUAAGUGACAUAUGUACACAGAAUAGCUCAGUUAUAGAACAUGUACACUGGGCAUUGUUGCGGUCAGGCUCAAGCCACCAUUUGGAGUGCGCCACAGUGAUGGUCAGGAGAGAACUUCUUGCAGACUAGUAGAGAUAGAAAAUUAGGCAGCGGAUGUCUUGCAAAUUAUACUCCUGGUUCUUCAGUGUGCUGAGUACCCUCAACUCUCAUUGAACUCAGUGGCGUUGAAGGCUCCUAAUACUUUUCAGGGAGUGCUCCGGAUUGUGUAAGAAAGGACCCUACAUAAAUAACAUUACUAUCUUAGCUUGAGUAGCAAAAAUGGACCGUUGGACUUGCUCUGACACACAGUUUUGAAAAAAAGGGGCUUUGGGGCUAGUUUCUGCGUGCAGUCUAGGAGAUCAGUUGUUACUUUAAUUUGUACAGGGUUUGUGUAAUAUUUUUCAUAAGUGCUUACUUGUUUAAUACUUUUUAAACCUGAGACAGCAUUAUGGGAUGUCAUCUUUCAUGGUGCUAUCACCUAGAAUGACAAAAAUUGGCAGGUGUGUUAGAAUGAUGCUACCUUCUGAAUCGCAACCCAUAAGUUUGUGUGGCUGCUCAUUCUUUCCAUUUCAGUUGUAGAUGACAAACCACAGGUGACAGAUACACACAGAAGUCAUGGAAAAACUGACGUUUAACAGUACCAUCUCCCCCAAUAACCUCCUUAUAUUCUCAGGAUUAUCUGAGCUACACACAUCUGAAUUUAAGGUGAUCCUUAUUCAGUCCCUGAGUUGAAGGGACUCUGUUCUGCUUGGGACAUCAUAGAGAUUCUCUUUCUCCAUCCCUGCCUCCUUCCAGGUGACACUAGCAUGUUAUUGGACUUUUUAUGCAACAAAUUAAAAUAGAGCUUUCAGUCUUAGUGCCCCUCAUUGGUCAGGGUGUGUUACACUUGCUUUUCAGCUACGUUAAUUUAUUUCCUUGGCUUAGUAAAUUCAACCUGUUUUCACGGCUUCUUUGAACUUCCAAACAUCCUUCAUACAAAAGUAUCCACUCGUACCAGAAGCCCAAGAGGUGAGUCAGGCAGGUACCUGUUAGGGCUAAUUUAAGCAAAGCAGCCAGCAGCAGCACUGGAAAUAAACAAUGGAAGGUGAAGGAACACUCUAAAUAAGUAGUUCAUAGGAACAAAACCACUGGCUUUCUUAACUUGCAGUCCAGUGGCUUGCUUCAUUUAAUGAAACUAUUUUUGAUUCCACCCUCACAUUUACUCUAAUAAGCUUUCUUUGCCCUUUGAACUCUCUGGACAGCUCAUUUCAUACCUUAAACUCUUAUGGUGUGUCUGAAUCCAUCACAGCCCUACCGCUGCCCAGGUGAUGGCUCUGAAGUUUGUUUUAAGGCAUAUGAAUUGUCAUGGACUCCAGCCUUCAGUGUUGAAUGCUUCUCCAAUUGUACAGUGUAUGUCCUUCAUUUAUUUUCCUCUGUCUUUUUAAUUCAUUAUUUUGAUAUCUCUGUAGUUUUUGUACAAAAUGUGUCAGAUAAUGGCCAGUUAUACAACAGAGCAGUGAUAUUAGCUUCUGUGUUUGUAAAUAAAGAGGUAUGUUUUAUUUCUUAAA
Molecule: messenger RNA, 5362 nt
Organism: Mauremys mutica (yellowpond turtle)
Lineage: Eukaryota; Metazoa; Chordata; Testudines; Geoemydidae
Gene: RBBP5
Product: RB binding protein 5, histone lysine methyltransferase complex subunit
Exons: 14
Coding region: 243-2000 (585 amino acids)
Cellular component (GO): Set1C/COMPASS complex
Molecular function (GO): protein binding
Source: RefSeq, a predicted model, not a curated record